Messenger RNA from Pelobates cultripes (western spadefoot toad), 339 nucleotides. The record is from the annotation of a GenBank genome assembly. NCBI's taxonomy places the organism in Eukaryota, Metazoa, Chordata, Amphibia, Anura, Pelobatidae.
AUGCCGAUACUCGAAACCCGCAAACUGACCGUGCCUAAUACAGCAAAGCCUAACCGACCACAAACUAUCCAGGAGGGAAAAAAAAAGAUAAAAUUUGAAAAAUUAGGAAAAAUAAAAAGAACAGCUCUAACCCCAAUGGAAGGGUUGGAUGAAAAUCACAAACAACCUUGGAUCCUUCGUAGUUCCACUACCUGCGACUCCCCCAGCCUGCAACGAAAACGCAGAGGAGAGAUCUGUUUGCAGAUGGUGGCAAGUAGCUUGAGCGAUGAGGAAUGUGGGAUAUCAGAGAAAGGAGAAGGAAGAGAAGGAGUGGGGAUACUCCACAGGAAAGCAGAAUAG